UUUUUAGAAGAUCCCUUAUCAGCCAUGCGAUGUUGCCUAAAGGGCGGCAGCAGUCUUUGAACUAAGCAAUGCUCUUCCAUGCUCAUUGUCUCUUUGGGAUUUAUACGGAACGGUUGAAAUGCAAUACUUUCGGCUACUAAUUUCAAUUCUUACCAUUUUGGCUGUGAAGUCCAAGGCCAACGAUACUGUUCAAGAACCAUUAUUCCCAACCGACGAUGAAUCAGCUAUUAACAGCGCCAAUGGUCCUGUCAGCACUGCCAUGGAAUCUCUGGCGUACAACACCGCUUCCAUAGCUGAUGAAAUCUCAUUCCAAGUUAGCACCAAACUUGAACGAACAGCGGAUAUCCUCCACGGAGGCAUCGAGUUGCUCAUCGCCAAUGCACUGGAGCAGCUGGCACAACCGAUCUAUCAAGCGUCACGUAAGCUAGGCAACGAUAGCUGCAACGCUACGUUUACCGCGGAGGACCUGCGUUCGACCAUCGAUACGCGCCUAAGCAUUUGCACUGAGGAGCUCAACGGUUUGAUGCAGACAUACAAAUCAGAGGCCGAUAACAGCGUUUCUGCAAUAGAUAAUUUCGUUAUUACAAUUAAUAGACUGCCCGACGAUUGCCAAGGUGAAUCGUGGCCUGAACAAGGCCUGCAAUCUUUUGCAACAGCCACGAGAUGCUUUAUCGAAGGUAUUACAGCCUUAAAUGCGCAAAUUUCGCAGGAACUAAAUACCGUUAGUUUAUUGUUGUCGCGCACACGUCAACUUUCGCAGCAAAGCGAGACACAAGCGCUCGUUUGUAUUGAAAAAUUGGUAAAUGAGAUUGUGAAGCUCGUUGAUGAAAAGCUGAAGGAUUGUUAAGAAAACCUUAUUGAGGUAAAGCAAUUUCUAGCCGCUGUACGUUGCU
Messenger RNA from Rhagoletis pomonella (apple maggot), 893 nucleotides. RefSeq lists its product as uncharacterized. The record is from RefSeq and is a predicted model, not a curated record. Lineage: Eukaryota; Metazoa; Arthropoda; Insecta; Diptera; Tephritidae. The coding region runs from base 119 to 847 and encodes 242 amino acids. The transcript has 2 exons.